Molecule: messenger RNA, 1342 nt
Organism: Gekko japonicus
Lineage: Eukaryota; Metazoa; Chordata; Lepidosauria; Squamata; Gekkonidae
Product: interferon regulatory factor 4-like
Exons: 8
Coding region: 1-1326 (441 amino acids)
Biological process (GO): regulation of transcription by RNA polymerase II; immune system process
Cellular component (GO): nucleus
Molecular function (GO): DNA-binding transcription factor activity, RNA polymerase II-specific; RNA polymerase II cis-regulatory region sequence-specific DNA binding; protein binding
Source: RefSeq, a predicted model, not a curated record
AUGACCAGCGAGCACAGCGUCGAGCAGCGGAAGAGGCGUGAUGACGUGAUCGGCGCGGCGCGGCGGAGCCGAUUGGACAUAGCCGAGAGCUGCAGCCGACAUGACGCCGCAUCAGGACGGCCUGCCGAAGGAAGCCGCCGACGGGGAGACCUGCUCCAGGCCUGGGCCAUCCACAAGGGCAAGUUCCACGAAGGGCUGGACAAGGCGGACCCGUCGGUCUGGAAGACCCGCCUGCGCUGCGCCCUCAACAAGAGCACCGACUUCCAAGAGGUCCCCGAGCGGAGCCACCUCGACAUCUCCGAGCCCUACAAGGUCUACCGCGUCGUCUCCCUGCCGGAAUCCCACGACGCCGACAAGGAAACCGUCAAGGAGGCUGUCCUGGAUCCGGCCCAGCCCUCGACCUCUGGGCACCAAGAGAGCAGAGUGGAGUGUCAGCCAAGCAAGGCGGCACCGUCCUCAGAGUCAGGCCAAGAGAGCGCGGACGGCCCAGCAGGGACCUGUCAGGUCUCCUCAGCGCCACAGAACUUGCAGACGCCAAACCGGGAUGAGCAGCAGGGCUACCAGAUAAAAGGGUAUUUUUGCAACUGGAGCCCAGUGCAGUUCCGCUGUCAUCCGAGUCUUCGUUUCCCGGAUCCCCGGUCCCAGUACGGCUUCAGUGAAAACAUCAAUUCAGAUUGCUGGCUGUACGUCCGCAUCUACUACACAGACGUGCUGGUGAAGGAGGUCACCACCAACUCGUCAGAGGGGUGCCGGAUCACCUACCGCCCGGUGCCGGCCGAAGACGAGCGCCUUUACGGCCCCAGCAGCAUCGAGCAGAUCCAGCUGCCCUCGCCGGAGGCGCUGGCGGGGAACGGCCGGGCGGCCAGGACAGCGGACAUCGUCCAGCGGCUGCUCCCCCACUUGCACCGGGGGGUGCUCCUCUGGGUGGCCCCCGAAGGGCUCUUCUUGAAGCGCCAGUGCCAAGGCCGGGUUUACUGGAAGGGCCCGCUGGCCGCCCACGAUGACCGGCCCAACAAACUGGAGAGGGAGAAAACGUAUAAGUUGCUGGACACGCAGCAGUUCCUCCAACAGUUACGAGGCUACCUGUGCCAUGGAGAGCCGCCCCCCCAGUACCAGAUCCACCUCUGUUUUGGAGAGGAGUAUCCUGCUGCCCCUGGUCAGAAACUCCACAAGUUCAUCAUGGCCCAGGUCGAACCGGUGUUCGCCCGUGAUCUCUUCCAACACGCCCAACGGCUUGGGCCGGGCUCGCUGCCGGAUUCCGAGUCCUGCCGUCCGGACGUUCCUGAGAGUAUUGUCCAGAUUCUGAAACAGCGUUGUCCUCCUUGACUUUUGAAUGAGGGCG